Molecule: messenger RNA, 1399 nt
Organism: Dermacentor silvarum
Lineage: Eukaryota; Metazoa; Arthropoda; Arachnida; Ixodida; Ixodidae
Product: juvenile hormone acid O-methyltransferase
Exons: 4
Coding region: 283-1179 (298 amino acids)
Molecular function (GO): S-adenosylmethionine-dependent methyltransferase activity
Source: RefSeq, a predicted model, not a curated record
AUUACCUGAAGGCAUGCUAUAAAGAUAGUGGAAUGACCUGCACCAGCUCAGUCUGUUUUUGUACAAGGCGGUGUCGAACAAGCGCAGAGCUUAUGAAAAGCAAUUCUGGAAUCGGAUAAGCGUUCUUUCUCUCCAAUUUCGCUGACAUGUGCGUCGCACAGAUGCAGUCGCUGACGCUCCUUACGCCUAUAUAAACUGCACUGUUAUCGCCGCAUUGCCUUACGUCAGCACAAUCCUCGCCGGCCGACCACUGUACGCAAGUGAAAUCCCAGCCGCCUUGUCAUGGAGCGUCCGUCUCAACAGUCCAGCGGGUCACCGUCGGCGUUCCUCGUGAAAGAGCUGCCCAAUAUCUACGACCAGAUCAGGAUUCACGACCGGGAGUCCUCGGGCCAGCUUCUGAAAAGUUGGCAGGAAUCGUUCUUCACCAACCCCAAAAAAGAUGGCAAAUGCGACGAGCAAUAUCUGGACAUCGGUUGCGGCCCGGGUAACUUCACGCGUCACUACCUGCUUCCGCUCUGUCCACCAUCGAUGAAAAGACUGGUGGCGGUGGACAACUCGCACUCCAUGAUCGACUACGCUAAGCGAGAACACGGCCACCCGAAGAUCGAGCACCGCAUGCUGGACAUUGCGGCCGACGACGAAGUGUUCCAGUUCAUCGAAACCGAAGGGCAGUUCGAUCGCAUCUAUUCUUUCCUGACCUUUCACUGGAUACACGACAAAUGUGCCGCGCUGAGGAACGUCGAACGCAUUAUGGCCACAGGCGGCGAGUGCCUGAUCGUAUUUAAUCCUCAUCCUGGACCCUUGCAGCUUUCCAAAGCAAUGAUGAGUUCGGAGCGAUGGAAGAAAUACAGCGACGUUCUGAGGAAUGUUGGGCCCGACUUUCCUGACACUCUCGACCCAGCGUACCUGAGGAACUACCUCAUGAACAUCGUCAAAUCAACCACUCUCGUUCCACUGACGUGUGAGCUGGUGCGGGUGUCAGCCCCGAGUGCAAGCAUGGACGACCUCGCGCGUCUAGUUUUGCCCGUGAACCCCGUCUACUCGCUCCUGACCGAAGAAGGGAAAGCCGAGUUGGAGCACUUUGCCAAGGAACUGAUGAAGCAAGGGCGUUACUCGAACUAUUCAGCCACGGGAACAACUAGGGAGUUGAGAUUCGUCUUUCACGGUUAUAAGCCAUAGAGUUCUGAGCUACCAUUUACAGGGUCUCAUGAAAACUGAACCCUACAUCUGCGUGAAGAUAUUCAAUAUCAAAGGGAAGCACCUAGAAAGUGCUUUGGUGUUCGGUGUGUUACAAGAGACAGCUCAAUUUCCUGCGUUCAGUGCAAGCCGUGAUUGCUGCUGCUGCGUUUUUAUUGUGCUUCGAAAAAAAAAUAAACGCAAGGGGUGCAUCAAGGAUUAA